AUGAAUUUCGCCCCUUAUCAGGAUGAGUCUCCUGAGGUCGAGCGAGCCUUUUCGCCUACGUUACCUGAAGCAAACCGUAUCAAAUCCCCAAUUCUGAGGUCCCCGCGCGGGUCUCCCCCGAUCCACGGUGCGCAAUCAGGUGCUCUUCCAUCCCCGAGCCACUUCACAGGCGCAGAACAGAGCCAUACAAGCGGACAAGGGAGCCGUGGAUAUGGGCCGGAUGUUGAAACCGGACGAUGGAACCUAGGGGCUUUUGAGACAAGCCUUCCGAUCCGUAUGGACGUUGAAGCUAUGCUGGCAUAUCUGCUUCUUCCUCCGGCGGGUGGAGUGUUUCUCCUGUUGGUGGAGCAUAAGAGCGACUAUGUGCGAAGUGCGACUGACCACAACGAAGUCGACACCCUCGAACACUUCGAGGUCCCAAUCAUUGGACGCCUUGCCAACUCCUUCGUCGACGAUGAAUAA
This is a messenger RNA of Aspergillus clavatus NRRL 1, 462 nucleotides long. RefSeq lists its product as uncharacterized. The coding region runs from base 1 to 462 and encodes 153 amino acids. The transcript is spliced from 2 exons. Lineage: Eukaryota; Fungi; Ascomycota; Eurotiomycetes; Eurotiales; Aspergillaceae. The record is from RefSeq and is a predicted model, not a curated record.